Molecule: messenger RNA, 1006 nt
Organism: Parasteatoda tepidariorum (common house spider)
Lineage: Eukaryota; Metazoa; Arthropoda; Arachnida; Araneae; Theridiidae
Source: RefSeq, a predicted model, not a curated record
UUUUACUUUGUUUGUAAACAUCAGCAGCAACAUGAGGAAGUAGCCGAGACUGUUUGCAUGGAGGUUCUAUCAGUUUCUCCGGUCACAUCUAUCAAUUCUGAUAGUUUUAGUUAUUUUAAGAACUACAAAACUUCAUUUUUUAGUCUGAAAUUUCGCUGAUAUUUAUUUUAUUUAGAUAAUACAUUUUAAAUCUGAGUAUAGAUAUUUUGAAAAGUUAUUGUAAAGUUGAAAACGUAGUUUCAUUUAUUAAUACUUUCCAUUUCUAAUCUAUCUGAUUCACCAAUAAAAUAUUUAGUUGAAUAAUGGGUAGAAAUAAAAGAAAGCGUGGUCAUGAUCUUCAAAAUAAAUCUGAAAAUUUGGUAACCAAGAGAAGAAGUUUGAUAGAAAAUCUACAGACAUUAACUAAAGCAAAUGGACUCCUUGUUGGAACCAAUGCUGUUUUGAGGAAUCUGAAAAAGAAACAACUAUCUGCUGUUUUCGUAUGUUCUAAUAAUGCAUGUGCACCGAUUUUCCGAGCUGUUUCUUUCUGGUGUAAAGAAACUGCUGUUCCUUUUUUUACACUUGAGGCAGAUGAUAGAAAUAUUCUUAACUCAAAAAUUCCAGUUUCAGUCACUUAUGGAAUCAAGAAGGAUAGUAUGCAUCUUCAUCCACAACUUGAAGAAAAUUUAAAAGAAAUUAAAAUUCCAAAAAUUCAGGAAAUCGUUUCUGGUUGUGAAUCCCAUGUGAAUACUAAUGACUUUGAAGAUAUUUCUUCAAAAACUGUACCCAUAGAAGAAGAAAUUUUUGUAUGCCACAAAAAGCAUUCUCCAAAAGUGAAGAAAUCAAAAGCAAAACUUGAGGCUCAAAAAGAUUUUCUUGCAUUUUGCUCAUCUUCUGAUUCAGAAGAAGAAUUUGUUUCAUCCAAAUUUAAUCCUUCAAAUAAUUCAGAAUUUCCAGAAUACAAAUCUGUAAAAUGGAAAGAUUCUGACUUAAUUGUUAAAUAAAUUAAAUCUGUGUGUGGUAAAAA